Molecule: messenger RNA, 1356 nt
Organism: Theileria annulata
Lineage: Eukaryota; Apicomplexa; Aconoidasida; Piroplasmida; Theileriidae
Product: actin-related protein, putative
Exons: 1
Coding region: 1-1356 (451 amino acids)
Biological process (GO): regulation of transcription by RNA polymerase II
Cellular component (GO): NuA4 histone acetyltransferase complex; SWI/SNF complex
Molecular function (GO): chromatin binding
Source: RefSeq, a predicted model, not a curated record
AUGCCAGUAGUUUCAAUACAAAGCGGUGGAGAUGAUGUAUCCGCAAUAGUAGUAGACCCAGGCUUUGAGUCUAUGAGGGUCGGAAAUUGUCAAGAGGACUUUCCAAGGGAAUAUAUACCGAGUUUGGUGUAUAGAGAUUUUGAUCAGCCUGCAAGUUCUAGAGAAAGUUGGAAUAUACUCUCCCCAGUCAAGGUGAGACCCUUCGCUGAGAUGAGAAGGCUUCUUCACGUAAACAGGGAUAAUAAUCUUGAUCUUGAUCCUUUUGUGUUUGAAAGACUAUUAAGGUUCGCUAUUGAGGGUCAUGACCUUUUUCUGGACAUAGAAGAUAACGGUAAAUCGGUAAACAAGAUAGGAGGACUAGGACUGGACCCAUCAAUACACCCAAUUUUGGUAGUAGAGCCGACUGCAGAAAGCAAACAAUUCAGAGAUUCAUCAUUGGAGGUCAUUUUUGAGCAAAUCGGAGCUUGCGCAUCAUAUUUAGCAAAGAGAGCAGCCCUGACAGCCUUUUCAGUCGGAAGGUCGUCAGCCCUAAUUGUAGAUGUCGGAGCAGGUGGCUGUACAGUAUCUCCAGUGCACGAAGGUAUUUCCUUGCAGUCAACCAUCCAGGACUCUCUUAUUGGUGGAAACACACUUGAUUUACAGCUGGCAAAUUAUCUAUUCAACGAUAACCACAAUAUGUUUGAACCCUCAAGUGAUCCAUACAAAGAGUAUUUAAGGCUACAAAUGGCAAAGGAACUCAGAGAAAAGUUUUGCUUUUAUGAUAAUGUAACGGAAGAUACCAACGCCGCUGAUAGUGCUAGUAACAGUCAGUCGAAUCAGGAGAAUAGUGUUAACGCAGGAAAGUCUAGUGUUAAUCACGUACAACAUAGCCAAAAGGAAUCUCAAAAGGAUCCUAAAAAAUUUAGGGACAAGAAUAUGACGUAUAAUUUACCGGAUGGGACUGUCGUUAAUAUGGAAAAAUAUGUUAACAGUAUCCCGGAGCUGCUUUUCAAUCCAUCAGGAUCCACAAUCUCAGAGUUCAAUAAUUUCAAGGGGAUUGUUACUAUGAUAAACGACUGCAUCUUCGAAUCAGACGUUGAUAUAAGGAGAGAACUACUCUCGUCGAUUGUGAUAGCUGGAGGGUAUACUCUUACACAUGGCAUUAUUCCCAGGCUUAAUGGUGACCUGCUCAAAAGCCCAAUAGGUUCAAUAGCUAAAUUUAAGCUUGUACACUCAUCGUCUUAUCUGGAGAAAAGGUUUUCUACCUGGUUAGGAGGAUCAAUUUUGGCAAGUCUUGGCCGUUUCCAACAGCUGUGGAUCUCAAAAUCUGAAUACCAAGAACACGGAACUAUAAUUGCUUAUCGUAGAUGCCACUAA